This is a messenger RNA of Manihot esculenta (cassava), 2576 nucleotides long. Its product is annotated as protein PLASTID MOVEMENT IMPAIRED 2. The coding region runs from base 244 to 2199 and encodes 651 amino acids. The record is from RefSeq and is a predicted model, not a curated record. Lineage: Eukaryota; Viridiplantae; Streptophyta; Magnoliopsida; Malpighiales; Euphorbiaceae. The transcript has 3 exons.
GACGCAGCGAUUCCUCCAAUAUUGUCCAAUCAUUAUUCAUCAGAAUUCGCUCGAUACUCUUUCUCUGCCGUUUUAUCUCUUUAUACCAUUUUCUUGGGCAUAGCUUACCCAGCUAACCAUGCCUCUCUUGCACACUAUAUUUUAAGCACUCAAAUCUUCAGCUUAUACAAGUGGAUCAGACUUCUAAAAAAUUCCAAGAACAGCACGUAGAUAUACCGUACGCUCAGAAUUUUCAGUUGAGAAAUGGAUAGAAGAGCGCUUGACGAUAGAAGAAGAAUUGGAACUGUGAAGGCAGCCGUUAGUCUAUAUGGUGAAAGAAUUCUUGAAGGUAGUUCUUCAUCUUCUUCACUGAAAAAACCACAGAUGGAUUUGCAUGAGAACUCCUCUUCAACCGCCAGAGAGUUGCACAUGGCAAAGAGAGACGUGGUUAGAUAUAAAGAGAGUAGAAGGGCUGCGCAGUCGGUGAAAACCAGAGCAGAAUCGGAGCUCUCAAAUGCUAGAAAGACGGUGAAAGACCUUGCUUUCCAAAUCGAGGAAUCGACCUCCAAGUCAAAGACAAGGAUGAGAGAUAUGGAAACGUUGAAGAAGUCAAGUAAGCGCGAAGAUAAGGCUUUGAAGGAUAGGAGUUUCGAGAGUCAUCGAUAUGCAGAAAUGAUGAGAGAAUUGGAACGUGUGAAGAAAGAAUUGAGUAAACUUAAGCUGGAUAUGAAUUCGGUCUUGGAAGAGAAGAAGCGAGCCGAGAAGGAAAUUGAAGGCUCAAGCUCUAAAUUAAUGUCUGAUCUGGACUCUGCAGAAGCACUCAGGAAGGAGAUUGAGCAGGUAAAUGAGGAGCAAGUGCUGGUUGAGUUGGCCCGAAUUGAGGCAUUGAAGGAGUUUGGGGAAAUUGAGGCUCAAAGAGAGAAGGAAGCCAAUGAAUUCUCGCUUGAAAAGGAGAAAACUAGAAAUAGAAUGAAGCAUGUUGUUGAGGAGAUUGAUAGCUCCAAAGAACUUGAAUCCAAAUUGGCUGUCACGUUAUCAGAUGUGAAUGUGCUGCAGAAUGAACUAAAGCUUGUUAAAGAAAUAGAAAAGAAGGUACUGAGAAAUGACAGCUUGAAGCAUUCCGGGGGUAGUUCUCAAAAAUCUGAAGAAUUGGAGGAUUCGCCUUCACUGAGGUCAGUCACAGACGAGUUAGAGGCGGCAAAGCAAGAAUUGGCUUCAAUUAAAGAAGAGAGUUUUCAGUUCAUGUCCUCAAUGGAUAUCAUAAGGAAUGAGCUCAAGCAUGUCAAGGAAGAAACAUCCAUGUUGAAGAAAACAGAAGAGAAGGCAGAUUUAACGGUUCAAAAUCUCAACUCAAAGCUUCUCAGAGCGAAAUCUAAACUGGAAGCUGUUUCUGCAGCUGAGGAAAAGGCUAAAUCAAUCGUGUCCAAUCUUUCUCUCACUCUUGAACAGUUGAAGGCAGAAGCCGAGGCCGCAAAGAAAGAAAAGGAGCUUGUUAGCACAGAAACUUCUAAUAUCAAGGCUGAAAUUCAGAAAACUGAGUCUGAGAUAGGCAAAACUAAAGAAAGAUUGCAGGCUGCAAUGCAAGAACUUGAGGCAGCAAAAGCAUCGGAAGCUUUAGCUCUUGACAAUCUGCAAAAUCUUAUUGAGAAUACCAUGAGAGCCAGAGCUUCUGCUUGUCAACAAAGUUCCUCAAUUACCAUCUCAAAAUUCGAGUACGAGUACUUAACUGGACGAGCAGUCAGAGCCGACGAAAUUGCAGAUAAAAAGGUAGCAGCAGCUCAAGCAUGGGUGGAAGCAUUAAAAGCCAAUGAGAAGGAGAUAUUGAUGAAAAUUGAAAUAGCUCAUGAAGAAAUCCGAGAGACUAGGGUGGAAGAAGAGCAGCAGGUAUAUAGAACUGAGAGGUCACUUUCUGCAAAGAGAGCAGUAGAAGGGGAAAUCAGAAACUGGAGACACAAGCGUGAGAAAAUUCCACAAGCUGAGUACCGGGAACGACCAUUGCAAAGAAAAUCCAUGAAAAAUAAUGUCAAUUUAACACCAAGAAAGUCCAUGAAAGGUAAUGCUAAUUGGACUCCAUCCAAACGUGGCAAGGUUCGAAAUUCUGCUUCUCCAGGAGUUGGAAUGACUCCUGGAUCAACUUCUUUCAUUAUCAGGAAGAAGAAAAAGGUGAUGCCUAAUUUAGCCAAGUUUUUUAGUGGCAAGAAUGCCGGCAAGCAUCCUUGAGAGUUUGUCUGUGCAAUAAUUAAGCUCCUUGGCAUUGCGAUUCAGUUCAGAAAAAAAUUGCUGCAUUCAGUGAGUAUUGGAAACUAACAAUUUGCUUUAAUAUGUUUCCGUAAAUUGGUGUUUGUCUUCCAGGUUUCAUCAGUUACGCUAGUACCUCCAGGUCGACGGUGGUAAACUGCAAGUUGUAGAUGAGUCUUUUUCUCAAUUUUAAGCAUUAGAUAGAAAUACAAAGAAAGAGAAAGGGGUCACCCUGAGAAGGUUGUGAGAUUAUAAAUCUCUCGGGUUCCCAGUGCAACCAGAAGAUGCAUAAAAGAGCGCUGUAUUAAUGGCCUAAUUGUUGAGUACCUGUUUCAUUGUUAAAAGAUUUAUUUCUUAUC